AUGACAAGCGGUAGCUUGAGACCCUUGCGAAUGCUUUUCCUCGGAGCCCCAGGCUCCGGGAAAGGAACUUUGACGUCCCGGCUUUUAAGGGCGUUCCCGCAAGUAGGGAGCGUAUCGUCCGGAGACCUAUUGCGACAGCAGAUGGCUGAAAAAACAGAAAUUGGCAAAUUGGCAGCCGAAUACAUUUCGAGAGGCGAACUUCUGCCCGACGAAAUUAUGACGCGACUCUUGAUCCGCGAACUCGAUAGUCGACAAUGGCUCACAUCUCGAGCGACUUGGCUCCUGGACGGGUUCCCGCGCACGGACAUACAAGCAAUCAGCCUUCAUUCUGCCUUAAAAGCCUAUAAUGCGGACCUCAAUCUCGUCGUCGAGUUGAAAGUGCCCGAAAGCGUUAUUCUCGCUCGCAUCGUAAAUCGGUACGUUCACGUUCCAAGCGGCAGAGUCUACAAUUUAUCUUACAAUCCUCCCAAAGUCCCAGGAAUUGACGACGUGACCGGAGAGCCUCUUUCCAGGCGUCCUGACGAUACCGCAGAAGUUUUUCAGCGAAGGUUGGACAAGUAUCAUGCAACCUUGAAGCCCUUGAGAGAAUAUUACGCUCAAGCUGGAAUUUUAAAGACCGUCUAUGGCGAAACCUCAAACAUUAUUUUCCCACAAUUAGAAGCACUCGUCAAGGAUUCUUUUGCUGUCCAAUAUGUCGCGAAGCAAAUCUGA
Lachancea mirantina is the source of this 711-nucleotide messenger RNA. The record is from the annotation of a GenBank genome assembly. Lineage: Eukaryota; Fungi; Ascomycota; Saccharomycetes; Saccharomycetales; Saccharomycetaceae.